Molecule: messenger RNA, 548 nt
Organism: Hemibagrus wyckioides
Lineage: Eukaryota; Metazoa; Chordata; Actinopteri; Siluriformes; Bagridae
Product: fatty acid-binding protein, intestinal-like
Exons: 4
Coding region: 64-462 (132 amino acids)
Biological process (GO): fatty acid transport
Cellular component (GO): nucleus; cytosol
Molecular function (GO): fatty acid binding
Source: RefSeq, a predicted model, not a curated record
UCGGUCUCUCUCUCUCUGCUCUCUCUCCUGAUCUGUGCGUGUCUCUCUCUCUCUGUUUCUAACAUGGCAUUCAAUGGCACAUGGAAAGUCGACCGUAAUGAUAACUAUGACAAGUUUAUGGAACAGAUGGGCAUUAACAUGGUGAAGAGAAAGUUGGCUGAACACGACAACCUGAAGGUUACCAUCGAGCAGUCCGGAGACAAAUUCAGCAUUAAGGAGUCGAGCACAUUCAGGACCAAAGAUAUCGAGUUCACGCUCGGGGUGCAGUUUGAGUACUCGAUGGCCGACGGCACUGAGCUCACUGGCACAUGGGUCAUGGAGGGAGAGACUCUGAAAGGCACAUUCACCAGGAAGGACAACGGCAAUAUCCUGACCACCACCCGGUCAGUGGUUGGUGGGGAACUUGUACAGUGCUACAACUACGAAGGCGUUGAUGCUAAGAGGAUUUUCAAGAAGGCAUAAAGAAAGCAUGGAGAAAGACGGUCUUCUUUUUCGGAGCAGAUUUUAUAUGAAACUGUCUCUGUUGUCAUUGACUGUUAUGUUUCAAA